GGACUCCUCAGAUUCAGAAAGUGAUGACCGCAAUGAUCGGUGACCACGAGAAGCUCUUCCCAGGGUUCAAAGACGCAAGGCCUGUUCCCCCUCCCUCCGAAAGCAGUUCCACCAAGGCUCCAGUGCUUCGGAGCUCUGUCGGUUGGGACGCUGUCCAGCGGCCAUCCAUAGCCUGGAGGGACAACAGGAGCCUACAUGGAUAGGACAGACAUGUUCAGUAGCAACUUUUGGUCUUCGUCCUCAUCUUCAUCCAUGGUCCAGCCCAUCCCUAAUUCUCUCCCAGGAGGUCACAAAAGAACUUUGUCUCAGGGAAUUUCUAAACUCUUCAGCUUCACACAACCCUCAGACUCUGGCAGUCUCCGCAGUGUGGAGCCGGGGGACACAAGCGAGGCCGACCACAGUUCUUCAGGCCAACCGGGGGAUGAUUUCGGAACGUGUUUACAGACGAAUGACUCUCCCAGGUCUAAAGAAAAUGGCGCCACAAUUCUGGAGCUCCCGUUGGAGGAGGAGGAUGUAUAUUCAGAAGACCCUGAACUUCUCAGGAAGAUGAUUGCGGAGCUGAAGGAGGAGAUGGCAGCACAGAAAAAUAGCUACGAGGAGCAAAUGAAAAGCCUCGAGAAGGAGAACUUUGACGUCUGGACCAAAGUGGUGAGGCUUAAUAAAGAGAUUGAAGAAGAAAAAACUAAAUCUACAAAGCUGGAAUCUGAGCUCCGGAACCUUAAACGUUCCAGGAAGGUCAACGAGGAGAACCAACACAAUGAAGACUUGUUGAAGUCUACAGGCCAGGUGCCCACAAGAACUGAGAAGAGGACAGAGUGGGCAGACCAGCUGUGAUUCCUCUUUCUCAAAGGACUGUUGUACUUAACACUUGUAUAGAUUCAAAACAGAACCCCUGGUGGGUUCACCAAGACUGGAUUCCAUUCCCUCAAGAGCAGGGAUCUCCAACCUUGUCAACUUUAAAACUUCUGGGAGUUGAAGUCCACC
Messenger RNA from Thamnophis sirtalis, 984 nucleotides. NCBI's taxonomy places the organism in Eukaryota, Metazoa, Chordata, Lepidosauria, Squamata, Natricidae. The record is from RefSeq and is a predicted model, not a curated record.